Necator americanus (New World hookworm) is the source of this 591-nucleotide messenger RNA. RefSeq lists its product as uncharacterized. The coding region runs from base 1 to 591 and encodes 196 amino acids. The record is from RefSeq and is a predicted model, not a curated record. NCBI's taxonomy places the organism in Eukaryota, Metazoa, Nematoda, Chromadorea, Rhabditida, Ancylostomatidae. The transcript is spliced from 6 exons.
AUGGUCGUCGGCUAUACAGUCAUAGUCAUCAGCGUUUACCGUAAUCGUAGAAUUCAUGGCGCUAUCCAGCAAAGACAAUCUCUUCUUGAUGCUCGACUUGCAUUCCAAUUUAUCGUUAUAUGCCUCUCUCAAUACCUCGCUGCAUUGCUCUUCUACAUUGUUCCGAAGAUGAGCGCAGGUGCUGACUGGGGAGUUCUGGUCACAAACAGUAUUGUUAUGGAACAACAGACAUCUCAAAAGUCGCUGCCGUCAGUGUCAACGCUUCUGUUUCGCGACAUUUUGUGGUCCGGUAACGGUCGCAGCGGUUGUGAUGCUGAGCUGCAGUUAGGAAAGCUUUCUGGUUUCACUCCCGAAAAAGUGGAGCUCAUUGUGCUCCACAUUCAUAUACACAAGUACAAUAAACGUGUCAGUGAAUCCGAUCGUGCUACUUUUGUGGAAUUAGCAAUUGCAAUCAGCAUCGCCAUAAUAUUGGGAAGAUGGGUAGGCUCUCAGAACAUCUUCAACGUCACAGUGACUCAAAUGACCAAGUUCAAUAAACGUGUCAGUGAAUCCGAUCGUGCUACUUCUGUUGAAUCAGCAAAUCCGUUGUAG